AGCCUGCAAUUACACAUCAAAUACAUACAUCAUAUUAGUUGAAAUUGUUUUGAAUUACAUAACGGCAAAUUAUAGUUGAUAUUACAGUUAACGAAUUGGCAAGGCGAGCUUGUUUAUAGUUUUUCAAAUUUCAAUGUCAAGAUGGGGAAACCUGACGCUGAUCAAGCGAGAAAGAGUGGGAGAGAAAGAGAGAGAGCGAGAGAGAGAGAGAUUCUGAGAGCUGCAUCAGUUUACAGUUAGAGCAAGUGCGGAAGUGCGGACCGUUACAGGCACUACUAUAGUAAAAAUUGGCGGCUCUGAGAGAGACUCUGUCGCAUACAAUUUGUGCUUACGUGGCAUACAUUAAUAACCAAGUCCAGUCUGCAUCAACGUCAUCCUCCUCAUCAGUAUGGCCAGUGAGAAACCCAUAGAAGCCACAGGUGAUGAGCCCUUUCUGGGCCUGCUCGAUGUGGCUCUAUUGGCGGUACUUAUAGCAGGUGCUGCCUGGUAUUUUCUGCGCAGUCGCAAGAAGGAAGAGGAGCCCAUCCGAAGCUAUUCCAUACAACCUACUACAGUGAGCACCAGCAGCGCUGUUGAGAAUUCAUUUAUCAAGAAACUGAAAACUUCGGGUCGUAGUCUGGUCGUCUUUUACGGCUCACAGACGGGCACCGGCGAGGAAUUUGCCGGUCGUCUGGCCAAAGAGGGUAUACGCUAUCGCCUGAAGGGCAUGGUUGCCGAUCCUGAGGAAUGCGAUAUGGAGGAAUUGCUGCAAUUGAAAGACAUCUCCAACUCAUUGGCCGUCUUCUGUUUGGCCACCUAUGGUGAGGGUGAUCCCACAGAUAAUGCCAUGGAAUUCUAUGAGUGGAUCAACAAUGGCGAUGUCGAUCUAACUGGCCUUAACUAUGCGGUAUUCGGUCUGGGCAAUAAAACCUAUGAGCACUACAAUAAGGUAGCCAUCCAUGUGGACAAACGGCUGGAGGAAUUGGGCGCCACUAGAGUAUUCGAACUCGGACUAGGCGAUGAUGAUGCGAACAUUGAAGAUGACUUCAUUACGUGGAAGGAUCGCUUCUGGCCCGCCGUCUGUGACUUCUUUGGCAUUGAGGGUGGUGGUGAGGAGGUGCUCAUCAGGCAAUAUCGUCUGCUGGAGCAGCCCGAUGUGCUGCCAGACCGCAUAUACACUGGCGAGAUCGCGCGUCUGCAUUCAAUGCAAAAUCAGCGACCACCCUUCGAUGCCAAAAAUCCCUUCUUGGCGCCCAUUCGAGUCAAUCGGGAACUGCAUAAGGGCGGCGGCCGUUCGUGCAUGCACAUCGAACUGAAUAUCGAUGGUUCGAAAAUGCGUUACGAUGCCGGCGAUCAUGUGGCCAUGUAUCCCAUCAAUGACAAGUCGCUGGUGGAGAAAUUGGGUCAAUUAUGUAAUGCCGAUUUGGAUACGGUCUUCUCAUUGAUCAAUACUGAUACGGAUAGCAGCAAAAAGCAUCCAUUCCCCUGCCCCACCACCUAUCGCACCGCUCUGACGCACUAUCUGGAGAUCACUGCCAUACCGCGUACGCACAUUCUUAAAGAGUUGGCCGAAUACUGCUCGGAUGAGGCAGAUAAGCAACUGUUGCGUAGCAUGGCAUCCAUAACGCCCGAGGGCAAGGAGAAGUACCAGAGCUGGAUACAAGACGCCUGUCGCAAUAUUGUGCACAUACUGGAGGACAUUAAAACGUGUCGACCGCCCAUUGACCACGUGUGCGAAUUGCUGCCUCGCCUUCAGCCGCGUUACUAUUCCAUCUCGUCGUCGGCCAAGCUACAUCCGACCGAUGUGCAUGUUACAGCGGUGCUGGUAGAGUAUAAGACGCCCACGGGACGCGUGAACAAAGGUGUGGCCACCACAUACCUGAAAAAUAAGCAGCCGCAGGACGGUGGGGAGGAGGUCAAGGUGCCAGUCUUUAUACGCAAGUCGCAGUUUAGACUGCCCACAAAACCGGAAACGCCCAUUAUUAUGGUUGGACCCGGUACUGGACUGGCGCCAUUCCGUGGCUUCUUACAGGAGCGUCAGUUCCUGCGCGAUGAGGGCAAAACAGUGGGCGAGUCUGUGCUCUAUUUUGGCUGCCGCAAGCGCAGCGAGGAUUACAUUUAUGAAGCCGAGCUGGAGGAGUGGGAAAAGAAGGGCACACUAACGCUAAAAACAGCAUUCUCGCGAGAUCAAGAGAAAAAGGUGUAUGUUCAGCAUUUGCUUGAACAAGAUGCAGACCUCAUAUGGAAUGUCAUUGGCGAGAACAAAGGUCACUUUUACAUAUGCGGUGACGCAAAGAACAUGGCUGUGGACGUUAGAAACAUUCUAGUGAAAAUUCUGUCAAGCAAGGGUAACAUGAGCGAGGCGGAUGCUGUGCAAUAUUUGAAGAGGAUGGAGGCACAAAAACGCUAUUCUGCCGAUGUCUGGAGCUAAUCACGCACAUUUCUCAGUCGGGAAACAAGCUCCGGACACAUGUAAUAAGCACAUUUUUCUAAAUUUUCAUAUCACUGUGCGUAUAUACAUAUUUUCCAUAUGCAUGUAGUAGCACAUUGUCUGUAUGUUAAUAUUAAUUAAGCUAUAAAGUAAAAUUCUCGGUUUGGGAACGUUUGCCGCGGUUCAACAAACAACAACUACAACUACAACCACAAUUAAGAAUAUGUAGAUGUAGUGUAAAUGAAUUGAAAUGUUGCCCUUUAUACACACCAUAUGCCUUAAAUGAUUGUUGAGCUAACUCAAAUGAGCGAGAAAGUAAACUGUGUAAAAAAGUAA
Molecule: messenger RNA, 2746 nt
Organism: Scaptodrosophila lebanonensis
Lineage: Eukaryota; Metazoa; Arthropoda; Insecta; Diptera; Drosophilidae
Gene: Cpr
Product: NADPH--cytochrome P450 reductase
Exons: 6
Coding region: 389-2410 (673 amino acids)
Biological process (GO): response to hormone
Cellular component (GO): cytosol
Molecular function (GO): NADPH-hemoprotein reductase activity; flavin adenine dinucleotide binding; FMN binding
Source: RefSeq, a predicted model, not a curated record